AGGCAUGAGAUGGGCUGUACUGGAGGGCACUGCCCUGACCCAGGACUCAGUCCCUCUGCUCACUUUCAGAGUCAGCAUCAGCUGGAGGGAAGAUGACUCAGACAUCAAAAUAUAGCAUAGAUUUAAAAAUAAUACAACCCUCAACGUUUGUUUUCCCCAGUACAGGUGUUCUGUGCCAAUUUUAGUUAGUUCAAAGCACAACUUACUCUGCUGAAACCACUUCAUAGUACAGUUACUAACUCUGAGGGUCCCCCUCCAGCCAGCAUGCACACACUCAGGAGGGAAGAGGCAUGGACUAAUGUACCUCGCUGUGACCCAGAGUAAUGAAGUGGACUGGGCUUGCAUCCCAGGCUCCUGCACAGGGGGUAUGACUGUUUCUGAGUUCUAUGCCUGCUGUAACCGUGUCUGCUCCUUGUUUCCUCUCUCCCAAACAGUGACUAUCUUCCCAUCAGUGUUAACUUUCCAUGAAGGUGGCAUAGCCACCUUCUCCUGCAAUAUCUCCAUGGAGAGUGACUCUGGCUCAGAGUACAGCCUCAACUGGUACAAGGACACCAACCACAGCCAAGCCCAAAAAAUAGCUGAGAUCAGCCCAAACAACCCCAGGAUGGAGACGGAGAAGUACCGGCUCACCAACCACACUCCUGUCUUCAAGAUUGAGAUCCGGAACCUCCACCAAAAUGACUCAGGCUCCUACUACUGUGGACUGAUCACCUUCUUUGAACCCAAUAAAUUCCUUUUGAUGGAGAGCAACCGGUCCCAGCUGAUGGUCACAGCAGCCCCUGAGAUGAAUCCCACUGAGGAGCCAGAGAUAGAGGAAGGCAACCCCUCAGACCACAUCAAGGCCAUGCUCCUGGGCAUCCUGCUUCUGGCCGGGGUGAUUCUGCUGCUGAUCUUUGGCUACCUCACCAUCACAUACAGGAGAGGAGAUGUGCAGAAACCAUCAAGUGAAAACAUGCCAGCGAAGGAAGAGAAGCCCCCUGUGGUGUCUGUAUCCACUGUAGACUAUGGUGUGCUGGAGUUUCAGAGGGAUCAGUGCACCCAGGUGCCCCCCAAGACCCAGCCAGCUGACCAGACAGAAUAUGCCACUAUCAUCUUCCCAGAGGAGAAACCCGUCACGCCGGAGCGGGGCAAGAAACGUCAGGAUGAGAGGACUCGACAUCUGUGCUCACAGCCCUGCUGAGGAUCAGGGUCCCUCCUCACCAGGGUGUGGGCAUGAACAUGCUGCCCCGGUCCCUUGCUCCCACUGCAGUUUGCAGUUGGGAAAAAUCCAGCAUACCAGGACUGAAACAACAGAGACACUGCUGCUGGAGUUGAUAUCAGACAGUCCUGGCCAUGGUGUUAUCGUGGCCGUGGGGUGGGUACCACAGGAUGAGGAAAGUCCCUGCUGGGCUCCAUGUGCUGCCUCUUCGCUCAAGGCAGGGAGGAUGGGCUGGGACAAAGCAGUGACAUCAACAGGUCUAUCCCAAAGGCGAUUUACGUCAUGCCUCAGUUUUCUACCUCUACCCAGGGCUCUGUGGAGUGGCCCUGCUGCUUCCCUUCCCCAGGUCUGACCCAACUAGGAAAGUACGACUGUUGGAGGAAAUGCUGGAGGCCAGAGCUGGAGUGGUUCCUGUGAGAUGCUGCUCAUGGAAACCCAGGGCUGAGGGCUUCUGCUUGCUCAGAACAGAGGCUGCCUUGUGUUCUGCUAUUUAAAGAAACCCCUGGGAAGUGGGCAGUUUUCCUCCUUUCUCCAGGCACUUUCCUUCUCUCCAAGAGGGGAGAUCUACCCCUAUGUCCUUCUGACCACAGGUGGGAGUCGAAUCUGGCCAUGGGGGUGAAUAAAGGAUUUUGCAUGAGG
Molecule: messenger RNA, 1837 nt
Organism: Pseudopipra pipra
Lineage: Eukaryota; Metazoa; Chordata; Aves; Passeriformes; Pipridae
Gene: PDCD1
Product: programmed cell death 1
Exons: 4
Coding region: 299-1180 (293 amino acids)
Biological process (GO): positive regulation of T cell apoptotic process; negative regulation of immune response
Cellular component (GO): membrane; external side of plasma membrane
Source: RefSeq, a predicted model, not a curated record